AUGUCGACCAACAAGAGGCGCAAAGUAGAUAGCACCGAUACCUCACAGGCCAAUGUGAGUGCCAUCAGUGCCAUUGCAGCACGACGUCGGCUCGCUGGACGAGGCACCGUCGAACCUCCCGAACCACCAGAGGCUCCUAGGAGCUCCUCGGUGGGAAGUCAUAAUGCCUUUAGUAUUCUCCAGGGUCUCAGCCGUCAGGGAAACAGUCCUUCACAGGUUGCCGCCGCUGCUGCGAACGCUUUCCCCAGAAGCUCCAAAGCCCCUCGCUCAUCGGCCAAGAAGGCUGGAGAGCUGCCACUGCAGCUGGGUGACCCUUCUGUGGCAGAUAGUGCUGUAAACGUUCAGUUUUCCUCGUUUCGCCCGACGAAGCAGAAUUGCCGUGUGAGGACAGAUGGUAUCACGGAGCUCAGGCUCGGCGGGAGUGAGCGCUUCGUCGUCCUCGGAAGCUUUGGUGUCAAGGUCCUUGAAGGAGAAGUCACGGUGGCAGGUGCCUUGCUCCGACCAGACGAUGAUGUCCACUGGGUCCAUGCGCCUCUCUGCCAUUCGCUGCCUGUUCUCAGAAACAGAGAGAACACGCGACUCCAACUUCACUCUCAUACCGAUUCCCUCGCCCUGCGUCAGCUGGGACGUCUCUCUCCCUUGUUUAGAAAGAUGUGGAACGAGGCUGGGAGGGGGGGAACGUUUCAAAUGCUCUGCUCAUCAGGCGAUGCCCCUAAGAAAUGCUUCGUCCAGGAACUAGUUUCCCCGCCGGCAUGGAACAAGAAACUGUCGUCGCUCACGAGCGACGCCGCCGCUACCAAGGCUUUUUCUGUGCUUGUGUGCGGACCAAAAUCAUCAGGCAAAUCGACCUUCUCCAAGAUUCUAGUUAACCGACUCGUCACCGGCCGAGCGAGUGCCAGCGGUGUUGCGGUGCUGGAUCUUGACCCUGGUCAGCCAGAAUAUUACCCCCCGGGAACUCUCUCGCUCGUCCAUGUCACCAAGCCCAAUCUCAGCCCCCCCUUCACGCAUACGCUACCUAGACCGUCAUUCUACCGUCUCGUCCGAUGCCAUGCCCUGGCCUCGGUGUCGCCUGCCUCCGACACGGACUGCUACCUCGCUUUUGCCCUGGACCUCUUCGCUGAAUACCGCAGGACCCUCGCCGACGAGCAGGUGCCCCUCGUGAUCAACACACCUGGAUGGGUCCUUGGCGCUGGACUGGAGAUUCUAGAUGAAGUCAUCAGCUCCAUGGCCCCCAGCGAGGUCAUAUACAUGUCCGAGGAAGGGCCCUCCGAGACGGUCGAGGCCCUGCAGGCGGUCACUACCAGCACGCUGGCUACAUUACCAUCGCAGCCUUCGGAGUUUACAGCCAGAACCGGCGCCCAUCUCAGAGCCAUGCACACGAUGUCGUACUUUCACUCCAAGCCGUCGGGCACCUGGGACGCGACCCUCAUUACGGCUAUGCCCCCCUGGCAGGUCCCGUACGAGGGAUCCCGAGCCGGUAUCCGAGGUAUCCUGUUUUACGAUGCCCAGCCCGAUCUAGCCAUGGCAGCCCACUCAAUCAACGGCAUGGUCCUGGCCUUGGUUGAGGUGGAAGACGCCAAGGCGUACCGCAACCUCCUCCUCGAGCCCGGUAGACCUACUCCGGUCCCGCAGGUUGCAUCAUCCCCAGAGGGUAUCCCCCUAUUGCGCAGCCCGGGAUACGCCGUCCUGGACCCCAAACACUCGCGUGCUGUCGGGCUCGUGCUGAUCCGCGGCAUCGACAAGGCGAGACGGGAGCUGCAUCUCGUUACACCCAUUUCGCUCGAGCAGGUGCGCGGGAUACAUGGUCGCGGGAGAGAUCUCGUGCUUGUCCACGGGAAAUUCGACGUUCCUAAGUGGUCGUAUACCGAGGACCUGCAUUACAGAUCCGACGGUGGCGGUGUUUCUGCUUCUGCUUCUGCCUCUGCCGCUACGACGAGCACAACAACAGGGGAGAAGACAGCUGAUGGCGUGGAGGAGCAGAUUGAGGAUACGAGCGAGGAUGACUCGGACAUGGAGCCUGAGAACGCCCGUGAAGCCAAUGACGUCGCGGCUGCGAGCUGGGUAGAGGUGCUCACGGGGAAUGAGAAGAGGCCGGUGGGGUCCAAGGUCUGGAGAGUGCGCAGGGAUCUGGGACGGCACGCAGAGUGA
This is a messenger RNA of Geosmithia morbida, 2148 nucleotides long. Its product is annotated as polynucleotide 5'-hydroxyl-kinase GRC3/NOL9. The transcript has 4 exons. The coding region runs from base 1 to 2148 and encodes 715 amino acids. The record is from RefSeq and is a predicted model, not a curated record. Lineage: Eukaryota; Fungi; Ascomycota; Sordariomycetes; Hypocreales; Bionectriaceae. Gene Ontology annotation, molecular function: polynucleotide 5'-hydroxyl-kinase activity. Gene Ontology annotation, biological process: cleavage in ITS2 between 5.8S rRNA and LSU-rRNA of tricistronic rRNA transcript (SSU-rRNA, 5.8S rRNA, LSU-rRNA). Gene Ontology annotation, cellular component: nucleus.